This is a messenger RNA of Entrophospora sp. SA101, 642 nucleotides long. NCBI's taxonomy places the organism in Eukaryota, Fungi, Glomeromycota, Glomeromycetes, Entrophosporales, Entrophosporaceae. The record is from the annotation of a GenBank genome assembly.
AUGCUCAAGAAAAAUCCAACAAAAAAUAAAAAUUCAUCAAAGCGUGCUCGUAGUAAUAGUACUGAAUGUCAAUCGAAUUUAGAAAGAUUAUUGAAAAGACUAACCACCAAUCCACCUUAUAAAUUGACGUUGCCAAUUGACGAACUAAUUAAACCAAAGUUAUUACGAACUAAUAAUAACAAUAGGCGUGCUCGUAGUAAUAGUACUGAAUGUCAAUCGAAUUUAGAAAGAUUAUUGAAAAGACUAACCACCAAUCCACCUUAUAAAUUGACGUUGCCAAUUGACGAACUAAUUAAACCAAAAACUGAUUAUAAUGCCAAACUUAAAGCAGAAUCCCAAAUGACGAAUUUGAAUAAUCGAGAAAAAUCCAAAUUGAUUGCAAACAUUUGGAAUUCUCAAUCUUCUGAAGUAAAACAAUUUUUUCAAAUAUUAAGUAUGGCAGCUAAUGUUAAACAUAAAUUAACGUAUCCUAAUUAUGUUUAUAAACCAAAAAAUCCAACAAAAAAUAAAAAUUCAUCAAAGCGUGCUCGUAGUAAUAGUACUGAAAACAAUGAUGGCCACAACGGCCACAACGGUAACAACGGCAACAACAACACUUCAUUUCCAAUCACCAUUCAUUCAUAUUCAUCAUCAUCGCCAUGA